AUGACGUGUCAGGUGGAGAGUGCUCUGCAGACAAGAUGUCGAGGACUCUGCGGACAGCAUGUCUUGGACUCCGAGGUACUUUUAGUGGAGGGCUUCGAGGUGCCUUUAGUGGACUCUGAGGUACUCUUAGUGGAGGCCUCCGAGGUAGCUUUAGUGGAGGGCUCCGAGGUACGUUUAGUGGAGGGCUUUGAGGUACCCUUAGUGGACUUUGAGGUUCCCUUAGUGGAGGGCUUUGAGGUACCCUUAGUGGAGAGCUCCGAGGUACCCUUAGUGGAGGGCUCCAAGGUGCCUUUAGUGGACUUUGAGGUACCCUUAGUGGAGGGCUCUGAGGUACCUUUAGUGGAGGGCUCCAAGGUACCCUUAGUGGACUCCGAGGUUCUUGGGUUGGCAGAGAAAAAGAUGGAGCAUAGGGUAGAUUUGUUUUACAAGCUAUGCAGUUUGAAGAAAUUCAAUUGCUUGCUAUUCUCAUAG
Molecule: messenger RNA, 471 nt
Organism: Ilex paraguariensis (yerba mate)
Lineage: Eukaryota; Viridiplantae; Streptophyta; Magnoliopsida; Aquifoliales; Aquifoliaceae
Source: the annotation of a GenBank genome assembly